Messenger RNA from Fusarium keratoplasticum, 534 nucleotides. RefSeq names its product Copper transport protein. The coding region runs from base 1 to 534 and encodes 177 amino acids. The transcript has 4 exons. Gene Ontology annotation, cellular component: membrane. Gene Ontology annotation, biological process: copper ion transmembrane transport. The record is from RefSeq and is a predicted model, not a curated record. Gene Ontology annotation, molecular function: copper ion transmembrane transporter activity. Lineage: Eukaryota; Fungi; Ascomycota; Sordariomycetes; Hypocreales; Nectriaceae.
AUGGACCACGCACACAUGGAUCACAGUGGAAUGGACCACAAGGGAAUGGGCCACGGCGGCAUGGACCAUGGCGAUGGAGGCAUGAAGGACAUGUGCAGCAUGAACAUGCUCUUCACCUGGGACACCAAGAACCUCUGCAUCGUCUUCCGACAAUGGCACAUCCGCUCGACCUCCUCCCUCGUCUUCUCUCUCGUCGCAGUCAUCCUCCUCGCCGUAGGCUACGAAGCCCUCCGCUCCCUCUCGCGUCGUUACGAAGAAGCCCUCGACAAGCGCGUCCGCGCCACACCCAGUGAUGAACCUGUUACUGAGUCGACUCCCAUCCUUUCAGGGCAAAACCAGGAGCAGGCCGAUCAGCGCGCCCAUCUCAUCAAGGCUGUCUUGUAUGCCCUGCAGAACUUUUACGCAUUUAUGCUCAUGCUCGUCUUUAUGACCUACAACGGCUGGGUCAUGAUUUCCGUGUCUCUUGGCGCCUUUAUUGGAUAUGUCUUCUUUGGACAUAGAACUUCGGCUACAAAGGACAAUGCGUGCCACUAA